This is a messenger RNA of Lottia gigantea (owl limpet), 672 nucleotides long. RefSeq lists its product as hypothetical. The transcript has 2 exons. NCBI's taxonomy places the organism in Eukaryota, Metazoa, Mollusca, Gastropoda, Lottiidae. The coding region runs from base 1 to 672 and encodes 223 amino acids. The record is from RefSeq and is a predicted model, not a curated record.
AUGUUCUUCCAACCGAUACCAGCUAAAGAUAAAAUCACUUUCACGAAUAAAGAAGGUAAAAAGGAAACUGGUAACAAAAUCAGGUUCAGAGAUGGUUUCUGUCACGACGUUUUAACAUCGGUCGAUAUUCAAGAAAUAGUGAAAGCCGGUGGACAAAUUAUUAGAAUAUUAGAUGGUAUAGUUUACGAAGAAAAUUUUAAAACUCCACCCUAUAGAGAUUAUAUUUUAAUUUUGAGAGAUUUAAGAAAUAAAUAUAAACGAGAAGGUACUAUCGUGGGUAGUAAUUGCAUGAAAUUAUUAGCACCAAAAGUCAAAUACAACAUCGUUUUGACUUCUGAUGGUGUCUUAAAAGAAAAGAAAACGUUUAAAGGUUAUUCUAAUGAUAAGAUAAGUGUAGAAGAUUAUGUUCAGUUAGCAAGUGGACAUGAUGUGUCGAACGAAUUUAAUAAACCAUGGGAAAAAAGUUUCACCAAUGGAGUAGUUAUUCCAAAUGAUAAACAAACUAAAGUUUUUAGAAGUUAUUUGAAUAAUGUUAAAAGAAAACCACCAAACAGUGAAGAAAUUAUGUAUCCUUACAAUGACAAAGAUGAGUAUAGUUUUGACGAAAACUAUGAAUUUGAUGAUUUCGAUUAUCUUUCUAAUCAAGAAGAGAAUGAAGAUUGUUUUAAAUGA